AUGAACACCGAAAACCAAGGCAAAUAUCUUCCCUCCCUAGCCCCUGGGCCCCGAGGCCCCGUUGCAACUGGAUCAACCACAUUGGCCAAGUCAAGGAAGAAUUCGACAGCAUGUUUGCCAUGCAAGCAGGCAAAGCGAAAGUGCAGCGGACGCCCGCCACCUUGUAAGGCAUGCCAAAACACUGGGGGAUGCAUCUUCGAUGAGACGCUCGACUUGAGGCGAAAGGUCGCUGCGAGGCGCACCCAAGGAGAGCUAGAGUACUACCGAGGCCUGCUAUACUCGCUUCUCGAAAUGCUUCGAUCCUCAGAUGAAGAAAAGGCCCGACAGAUGCUGGAAAAGAUCCGUGGCAAUGCCCAACUGAACGACCUCGUCACUAUUAUCGACGCUCCUGCCACUGAUUUCAGUGACGCAAGUUCAGAGCACUCCAAGAGCGUUGGGCCUGCGGAAGAUAUCCCAUCGCAGCACGAGCGCCCAGUUGUCGAUGCCCACUUGCGGAUAACGGUGGAGAGGCUAUGUGAUAGUCCCCUGUUUCAGGUAUCUUCCGGGCCUUGGACAGUGGUUACUAAUGAUGACCAUCUUGUUUCGCACCUAAUAUCGUUGUACUUCACUUGGGAUCAUCCGUUAUUGCAGGUCGUGGAUCAAGAGACGUUCCUAAAGCAUAUGACUACCAGAGAAACCAAUCCAGAUUGCUGCACCUCGCUGCUUGUUAAUAGCAUAUUAGCGGUGGCAAGUAUCUAUUCCGACUUUCCAGAAGUUUUUGCUGUCCCUGACGAUGAGACGUCACGGGGGCAGCAUUUCUAUGCGGAAGCAGAGCGAUUGUGGAACGCGGAGGAAGGCCGCGUUUCUCUGGCCAAUAUUCAAGCUGUGGCCCUAAUGAGUCGUUUCCUGAAAUUCCAAGGUAAAGAUGACCUGAGCUGGCUUAUGCUCAGGCAAGCUGUACAGCUCGCACAAGAUUUUGGCAUGUUCACGUCACCGAGGAUGGGACACCACCAGUGGGAGAAAAUGUCUCUCCGACUGCAGCAUGCUUGUGCAAUCACUGCUUGGGGUCUCUUUAUUUUGAACGCGCAAACGUCAUUGCAUAGUCGCAAGGUCGCAGAGUUGAAGCCACCGAAAUAUAAACCUUAUCCUGUAACUGCGCUCGAUGAUGGUUUUAUGUGGACACCGUAUCCUCGCUUCAAUCAGGUUGGCCUCGCCAAACACCCGGCAUAUCUACGACUCGUCAUGACCAAAAUGAUCGAUUUGACCGAGAUUGUCGCGGACAUACCGGAUCUGCUGUUUGACAAAGGGCUGGACAUGCCAAUCGGCGAACUGUGGAUAGCAGCCAAUAAGAGAUGCGUUCGCUUGCAGCGAUGGCUUGACAGCCUUCCGAAGGACUUUGAAGCCGACGAUGAGAAACUACCACAGAUCUUAUACCUGUAUAUCGGAUAUCACCAUACGAUUAUGGUACUAUUCCAAUAUUUCCUGGAGCAUCAACAUUUCGGGCCCACGUCCCAUCCAUCGGAAUUUGAACAGGCCCGGUCAAAUCAGCUUCGAUCGGCGAAGCAAGUUGUCCAUUGUCUCCGCUCGUACCAUGAAGCCUAUGGAUUGCGACAAAUACCCAGGCAGAUGCUCGAGCCCACCAAUAGUAGUCUCCUUGUCUUUCUGAGUGCCUUGAAUGAGGACGAUUCAAAGGAUGCGUUUGUGGAAUUGUGUCGGUUUCUAGUGGCUUUCAGCAAGAGAUUCGCGUUAGCUAAAGAGAUGCUUCGCAAUCUAGAGAACCUUGUUCAGUCCUCGAGGCUCACAUUACCCCCAGAAGCUGUUGCUGUACUGGAUCACAGGGGGCAGGAGACUUCACAAUGGCUGUAA
Molecule: messenger RNA, 1845 nt
Organism: Aspergillus costaricaensis CBS 115574
Lineage: Eukaryota; Fungi; Ascomycota; Eurotiomycetes; Eurotiales; Aspergillaceae
Product: putative C6 transcription factor
Exons: 6
Coding region: 1-1845 (614 amino acids)
Biological process (GO): regulation of DNA-templated transcription; DNA-templated transcription
Molecular function (GO): DNA-binding transcription factor activity, RNA polymerase II-specific; DNA binding; zinc ion binding
Source: RefSeq, a predicted model, not a curated record